Rotaria sp. Silwood2 is the source of this 4608-nucleotide messenger RNA. The record is from the annotation of a GenBank genome assembly. NCBI's taxonomy places the organism in Eukaryota, Metazoa, Rotifera, Eurotatoria, Philodinida, Philodinidae.
AUGCCAACACAAUUAAAUAAUAAUCUGUGGCAUUUACGUCAACUUUUCACACACAAUGUUACUAUCGUUCCAUUAUUACCAGUAGAAAAUAUUCUUAAAGUUAUACAAUCAGCUGAUAUUCCAGCAGAGUUAUGGCUCGAUUGUCUUCUUGCUGCAGUUCAAUCGCCAUCAGAUCCUAAUAAUGAAAAUAAGAUCUUAUUCGAUUUUACACCAGUGAAAAUUCCAACAACCAUUUCCACCUCAUCCACUUUGUUUAAUUCGUGUUCAUCUGAACAAGAAUUGCAAAAUAAUGGAUUUUCAAGUAUGUUCGAUCAAUCAUCAAUUACAGACAUUAAUUUAACUGAACAAUUGCUUUCAUUUCGUCCAUCAUUAACUAUACCCAAGACCACAUAUAAUAGAACUCAUAGUGAAGAACCAUUAGAAGAAUAUCGAAAAAUACUUCUUGAUAAUCUUGAAGAAUUAUAUCAACUUAAAUGGGAUCAAUCAUAUGUAGAUUCACUUCGACGUACAUUUACUAAUUCUCAAAAUUUUAAUAAUCUUUCGUCGAUUAAAACAGCUUUAUUUGUUGUUGAAACUAUAGUUGUAAAUCGCAUAUCACUUCGAUUACAUAUUGAACGUAUUGUAAAUAAAAUAACUAAAAGUCCUUCAAAUAAAUGGAUGGAUGAAUUAAACAAAAUUGUUAAUGAACAAGGUAAAAAUAAAUCGUUACAAACAUUACUUCAAGAAUUAGGUCAAGAAAAUUCAACUUUAAAUCUUGUCGAUUUGGAACAACGAUAUCAAAAAGUAAUGAAUUAUUAUGAAAAAGAAACAGCUCUAAUGACAUCAUCUGAUAUUCAAAAUCGACAAAAUUAUAAGAAUGAAUUUUAUAAAAUUGCUGUUAUUAUUCAAGGUGUUUAUAUAUUUAAACAAGUACGACCAAGAGAUAUUCAAAUUUUAUCACUUCUUCUUUUCAUCGAAAAUCAACAUAAAAAUCGUGGACGAUUAGCUCAAAUACGUACUGGUGAAGGCAAAUCAAUUAUUAUAGCAAUGUUGGCUGUAUAUUUAUCAUUAGUACCAUCAAAAAAAUGUGUAGAUGUUAUUACAACAUCGGAGGUUCUUGCUCAACGUGAUGCUGAAGAAUUUGCACCGUUCUACCAAAUGUUCAAUCUUACAGUUGGACAUAAUUGUCACGAGCCUUCACAAACCACAAACUAUAGUGUUGAUAUUAUUUAUGGAACAGUAAAUCAAUUCGCUGGUGAUUUACUGCGUACUGAAUUUUAUCUAGAAACAAAAGUACGCGGUAAUCGACCUUAUUCAGCAGUUAUUGUUGAUGAAGUUGAUAGUAUGUUUAUUGAUCAACGUGAACAUUUUACACAAUUAGCAUCAUUAACACCUGGUUACAAAUCAUUAAAUAUUAUAUUAAAAUUUAUUUUCAUAUUUUUUAAAAAAUAUAAUAUUACGGAAGAGAAUGAAUUUGUUAUUCAACAAGCAAAUGGUUUUGUUAAAGUUGAUGCUCUUGGCUUUAUUCGUGAAAAAUUAAAUGAUAAAAAAUUAAUUGAAUUUCCUGAAUUUCGUCGAUCAUAUAUUUUUUCUAAAUUACCAAAAUGGAUUAAAAGUGCAAGACGAUCACUUUAUAAUUUACAACUUGAUAUUGAUUACAUAAUUAAUAAAGAAAAAGAAAUUGUUCCUGUUGAUUAUUUAAAUACAGGUGUAUCUCAAACGCAUAUGCAUUGGAGUGAUGGUGUUCAUCAAUUUCUUCAAUUAAAACAUAAUUUACGUAUGACACCUGAACGUAUGUGUGAUUCAUUUUAUUCAAAUGUUACUUUAUUUAAAAAAUAUGAAUAUUUAUAUGGUUUAACGAGUACAUUAGGUGGAAAAGAUGCACAAAAUUUUAUAAAAUUAGUUUAUAAAAUUGAUGUUAUUAUUAUACCAAAAUAUAUUGAUAGUAUAUUUGAUAUUUAUCCAAAUCAAUUUGCUCUUAAUCGUCAAUCAUGGUUAGAAAAAAUUCGUAUCGAAUGUCGUACAAUUGCUAUUACUAAUCGUCGAGCUGUUUUAAUUAUUUGUCAAACUAUACGUGAUGCAAAUGAUGUUCAAUCUUAUUUACGUUCUCAACAUUCAAAUAUAAAACUUUAUCUUCGAAGUGAUGAACAUACAAAACCAGAAGAUGUUCAUCCAGGUGAUGUUAUUGUUGCAACAAAUUUAGCUGGACGUGGAACUGAUUUAAAAGUUAUUACAUCUGUUGUUGAUCAUGGUGGUUUACAUGUUAUUGUUACAUUUAUGCCAAAUAAUUCACGUGUUGAACAACAAGCAUUUGGUCGAGCUGGACGACAAGGACAACCAGGUUCAGCUCGAUUAAUUAUUUAUAAAGACGAUGAAAAUAUGAUAGCAUGUAGUUUAAUUGACGAGAUUCGAACAGUCGAGAUUUGGAAACAAAGUCGAGAUAAAUUUGAAAAAGAAAAUAUGAAUGAAGCUAUUGAAGAAGUUAAUCGAAUUGAAGCAAAAGAUCAUCUUCUUGUUCGUUUUCUUAAUAUUGUUCAUUCAUGUAAAAAUGAUCUUCCAUUUACGGAAGAUAUAUUCAAACCAGGUUUCAAUUCACUUCGUGAAUUAUGGAGUUCUUUUUGUGAUAAAGAUUCAUCAACAGCUAAUCAACGUUUUCCAGCAUUUGCAAAUGAACUUCAACAAAAACUUGAAAUAUCAAUUACAACUAUGAAACAAACACUAUCACAGUCAUUUCAUUCGGCUCAUUUUCUCAAAAAUGAAGAACAAUCUCGUACCGAACACAUAGCCAAAGCACAAUGUGAUGCUCUUCGUCAAUUGAUUGCUCAUCCAAAAUACUUUAUUUUUGCUGGUAUUCAAAUUUUAUGUAUGAAUGAUUUAAUUGAAAGAAAACAAUAUGCAUUAUCAUUAUAUCAACGAGCAGCAGAUCUUGAUAAUCAAGACUUUAUUGUUCAUUAUAAUAUGGUAUAUUGUUAUAUUAAAAAUAAUCAAAAUUCAAUAAAUCAAGCUAUACAAGAAUUAGAAAUAGCUCUAGCAUUACUUAGUAAAGAAAUUGAAAGACGUACACUUCUUCAAGUUCAUGAUGAUUCAUCAACAGAAAUAUCUGCCGAUAGAUCAAGUAUUGCUGAACUUGUCUUUCUCGGACAUGUUCGUUCAAUAUUCGAAGCUAGUCGAGAUCAAUUACGUAAAUUUGAUGAAGAUAAACAUGAGAUAUCUUGUCGUACUGAAUUUUGGGCAGAAACAUUAUCAAAUUUAGAGAAUACACAAUUUAAAGAAAUUAAAAAUGAUAUUCAUGCUGAAUAUCAAGAAUGGGUAAGUGAAGGUUUAAUGUGGAUAUUUAUAUUUGAAAUUGAAGCUAAACGAUGUUGGUGGAAAACAAUAUUAGUUUUUGUUAUGGGUGUUGCACAAAUUGUUGGUGGAGCCUUUUUAUGUGUUGCUGGUCAGUGGAAAUUAGGAACAUCAAUGGUUCUUAAUGGAACUUUUGAUGUUUAUUUAGCUGUUGCUACAAAAAUUACUAGUGAUUUUGAUCUUGUUAAUUAUUUUAAACAAAAAGUAAUUAAUUAUGGAUUAGAAUUAUUAUGUAUAACACCAGCUGUAAGUAAUCUUGUUAAAUCUAUUUCAUCAAUGGAACAAAUUCGAAUGGUUGGCGUUACGGCUAAAAAUGUUCAUCAAUUAUGUACAAAAGGAUUUAAUAUUGAGACUUUAACAAAUAUUGCUUUAACUGGUAUGAAUGUGGCAGGUAUUGAUAGGAAUAUGAUUGAUUUUGUUAAACAAAUACCAGAACGAUAUAAAGAUAUUGAAGCUUUAAUUUCUGGUGAUUUUGAUAAGAUAAUAAAUCGAAGUACAUCGAUGGUUGUUAGCCGAUUUUUAGGAAUGUUAGAUAAUGAUUCUUUAUUUGAAGGAAAAACAAAAGAAAUGUUUCAAAUUGUUCAACGUCACACACCACUUAUAAAACAUGUUUAUGAUGGAAAUGGUAAAGCUAUAGUUUCAUAUGCUCUUCAUAAUAUGGAUGAAAUAUUACCUAAAAUACCAAUAAUAGAUAUAUUAUAUUUAGCAUUACCAAAUACUCUUAAUAGUCUUAAUUCUACACGAGGAGAAUAUACAUCAGAAACAUUUGAAAUUGUACAAAAAAUUUUAAAUUCCUCAGAUAAAUGGACUAUAUUUGAACAAAAUAAACAUAAAUUAAAUACAAAAAUUUGUCAAUUACUUCACCCUGCUAUCGAACUUGAACGAAAGUUUCUUGAUGAAUAUAAACAAAUAACAAAUAAUCCUCAAAUGAUUACUAGCUAUGGUCAAAUAUUCAAUUCUCUUAAUGUUACAUUUGGUACAAUACCAAAUCAACGAAAUAAUUUACAAAGAGAAAUUCAAAGAAAACAACGAACUGAUAAUCAUUUAUUAGAACAGACUAUGCUUACAUUUGUUGAUCAAUUAAGUAAAACACCGAAUGAUACAAGAAAAAGUUCAAAAACAACAAAGGCAUUGAAAGAAUAUCUUAACGAAAGUAUUAUCCGACCUAGUAUUGAGAAUGCAUGUGAGCAAGAAAUGGAUAAAAAUAAUGAAAAAAUCAUGGAUAAAUUUACAAAAGCAUCGAUAUAUAUACAAGAACAACAGAAAAAGUUCAAAAGAACCUAA